GUCCCUGAAUGUAGACACCCUCUCCAUAUUUUGUUCUAUAAAUAGGGACAUAAACACAGACGAGGAGACCCAACUUUGAGACUUGAGAGAGAGAGAAUAGAGCCACAUCAAAAACUCAAGACAAAUUAAUAGCUGUGUUUUGUUAGAGCAACAGAGACAAUGUGCGGCACCACGGAGAACCCUACUUCCAAUAGCAAAACCUCCUCUGUGUCCCCGGCCAAUGGUAACGGCGGCACGAUACCGCCAUCCGACCAUGUCCUCAACCUCGAACAGGGCGACCCGGCAGUGUACGAAUCCUAUUGGAGGAAGAUGGGGGACAAAUGUACGAUGGUGAUCUCCGGAAGCGAAUUGAUGAGCUAUAUCAGCGACUUCACCAGCGUGUGCUGGUUUUUGGAGCCAGCAUUGGAGGCGGCGGUCAGAAGACUUCAUCGUACGGUUGGAAACGCCGUCGUAGACGGUGAUCGGCAUAUCGUGGUGGGGACAGGCUCGACUCAGCUGUAUCAGGCUGCCCUGUAUGCUCUCACUUCUCCUGGCGGGCCCGAGCCCGUCAGCGUUGUGUCUGCCGCCCCUUACUACUCGUCAUAUCCGGAUGAAACAGACUAUAUUCGUUCUGCAUUGUAUAAAUGGGCAGGCGAUGCAUAUACCUUUAACAAAACUGGACAUGGACCUUACAUUGAAGUGGUCAACACCCCAAACAACCCCGACGGCACUAUCCGAGAGGCCAUCGUGAAGAACAGGGGUGAUCAAGGGAAGCUCAUUCAUGACCUGGCCUACUAUUGGCCUCAGUACACUCCAAUUACUUGUCCGGCCGAUCAUGACAUCAUGUACUUUACAUUCUCCAAAAGCACCGGACAUGCCGGUUCUCGCAUUGGAUGGGCCAUUGUGAAGGACAAAGAGGUUGCCAGAAAGAUGUCAAAGUUUGUAGAGCUAAGCUCACUUGGUGUGUCCAAGGAUUCCCAGCAACGAGCUGCUAAGAUAAUGGGAGUGAUCUGCGACGACUAUGAAAACUGCAAGUCCACUGACAACUCUGAGCUCUUCUUCGACCAUUGCCGUCGAAUCAUGGCGGACAGAUGGGAGAGGUUAAGAAAAGUGGUCGAGCAAAGUGUAAUUUUCAGCCUACCCAACUACCCCCAAAAGUACUGCAUCUUCUCUGGAGAGUCCACUGAACCAUAUCCAGCAUUUGCAUGGAUGGAGGCCAAUGAGGAUGUAGACACAGAGAAGGUUCUGAGAGGACAGAUUAAGGUGCAAGGAAGAACAGGGAGGCGCUUUGGCGUUGAUCAGAGGUACGUCAGGAUUAGCAUGCUGAGCGGGGAAGACGUGUUUAACAAGUUCUUGGAGAGAUUAUCAACUAUCAAAUCCGUUACUAAUGGUCAUUAAUUAGUUUAAUCUAGUACUCAAUCACAGACCAUCGCAGAGUUAUUAUUUUCUAUUUGUAAUUCGGUUUCUUUGGUAUAAUCUGAAAUGCGGCGAAAACAAGUCUUGUUUGUAUAAGAGCAACGUACCAGAGCCUUGUUUGUAUAAGAGCAAUGUACCACAGCAAAACAGA
Malus domestica (apple) is the source of this 1546-nucleotide messenger RNA. RefSeq names its product L-tryptophan--pyruvate aminotransferase 1-like. Gene Ontology annotation, molecular function: transaminase activity; carbon-sulfur lyase activity. The record is from RefSeq and is a predicted model, not a curated record. NCBI's taxonomy places the organism in Eukaryota, Viridiplantae, Streptophyta, Magnoliopsida, Rosales, Rosaceae. Gene Ontology annotation, biological process: amino acid metabolic process.